Messenger RNA from Drosophila serrata, 786 nucleotides. It is a transcript of the gene ATPsyndelta, whose product is annotated as ATP synthase, delta subunit. Gene Ontology annotation, biological process: proton motive force-driven ATP synthesis. Gene Ontology annotation, molecular function: proton-transporting ATP synthase activity, rotational mechanism. NCBI's taxonomy places the organism in Eukaryota, Metazoa, Arthropoda, Insecta, Diptera, Drosophilidae. The record is from RefSeq and is a predicted model, not a curated record.
AGUCGGUCACUCUGAUUGGACAUUUUUGGCAAAAACAGCGGCAGAUCGUUGAAGUUUUCUCGUGUUUCUUUUCGCCACCACUCCAACUAGAAAAAGUGCAGGAUGUCGUUCGUUAAGAAUGCCCGUUUGCUGGCCGCCCGCGGCGCCCGUCUGUCCCAGGCCCGCAACUACUCGGACGAGAUGAAGCUGACCUUCGCCGCCGCCAACAAGACCUUCUACGACGCCGCCGUCGUCCGUCAGAUCGAUGUGCCCUCCUUCUCCGGCUCCUUCGGUAUCCUGGCCAAGCACGUGCCCACGCUGGCCGUCCUCAAGCCCGGCGUCGUCCAGGUGGUAGAGAACGAUGGCAAGCUGACCAAGUACUUUGUGUCCAGCGGCUCGGUGACCGUCAACGAUGACUCCUCCGUCCAGGUGCUGGCCGAGGAGGCGCACAAAGUUGAGGACAUUGAUGUGGCCGAGGCCCGCCAGCUGCUCUCGAAAUACCAGUCACAGCUCAGCUCCGCUGGCGACGAUAAGGCUAAGGCCCAGGCUGCCAUCGCUGUGGAGGUUGCCGAGGCGUUAGUCAAGGCCGCCGAAUAGACGUAAUCACCGCCACCAACAACAGAAACAGUAAUAACAACAACAACAACAACAUCCACAAAACUUGAUGCUUUGUGUCUGAAAAUAUAAAUAAAACAUAACGAUCGAUAUCCCCUCAAAAGCCUGAGCGUUAUGAAACAAUAAAAAAAGCGAAUCAUAAUAUGGUAUUAUAAUGACCCGUGAUCCGAUCCGCCAAAAGCAAACAUCAAA